Penicillium mononematosum is the source of this 1425-nucleotide messenger RNA. RefSeq lists its product as uncharacterized. The record is from RefSeq and is a predicted model, not a curated record. Bases 1 to 1425 code for a protein of 474 amino acids. Gene Ontology annotation, molecular function: protein binding. NCBI's taxonomy places the organism in Eukaryota, Fungi, Ascomycota, Eurotiomycetes, Eurotiales, Aspergillaceae. The transcript has 2 exons.
AUGUCACUGACACUGAGACCUAAACAUCCAGGGCCAUCCGGCUUUACCAGCUGCCCGGCGGACAUCUUAUACUCGGUAUUCGAGUUACUAUCACCCGCCCAAAUUCAUGUACUAUGUCUUGUCAAUAAGAAAUUUCGCGAGAUCGCUGAGAAAUUUCUCUACGAGAAGAUUCAGUUGACUUGGCAGCAUCCUUAUGAUCCUCCCCCAGUCACUCAACUUUUACGAACUUUGAUAUCCAGGCCUUAUCUGGCUGCUUACAUCAAAACCCUUCAUCUCGCCGGCAAAACCCCCACCCUGGCUUCACUCGUAUCGAACAUUCGAACAAUCCCCGUCUCUAUCGGCGACCUGAAUAAACAUAUUGCAUUCAUUCGGAAGACUAGAGUCCCGUAUAUCGACCUUUGGAUACAGGAAUUAAAGCAAGGUACAAUCAAUGCUUUUGUCGCCCUCCUUCUAGCACAGGUUCCGAAUCUGAGAUGUCUGUACCUGAGCCCUGCUUUCACCCAGCGAAGUGAAAUUAUCGGAAUGGUUCUCCGUUCAGCCAUCUUUGAGCCUGUAGAGUACGGGCUACCCGACCUUCAGCAUCUCCGAGAUGUGACAUACCGCCUCAAAAUUGGCCAUGACCGAGCGCGUGAUAAAAUGGUCAAAAACACCGCGGAUGUCUUGCCCUUCUUUUAUCUACCAAAUGUCCAACGCAUUUCAGUCUCGCUCGAGAGCCCGCUCGCGAUAACGUGGCCUACACCACAAUUGCCUGUCCCAUCAACUCUGACAUCGCUGGUUUUGAACUCUGUCCGGGAGAAUUAUCUCGGUAAUCUACUCUCAGUCACACCUCAUCUGAAGUCACUUCGCUGGAGAUGGUUUUACGAUUUUGGUAUCGACGAUGUAGUCAAUAUGCCUAUUGUAGAUCUUGAUGGGAUCGGCGACGCGAUAUCUUGUCUUAGAGGUACUUUGACCGACCUCAAAAUCCUAGCUGAAGUUCAACUCGGAGGCAAUGAUAUAAAUCUCCCUGGCAUCAAAACCGAGGGCUCACUGAGUGCGAUGGUCAAUAUGGAAAAUCUCAGGACACUUCAAGUCCCACUGGCAUUCCUCGUUGGGUUUGCACAAGACACAACGAAACGUUUGCAGAAUGUGCUCCCAAGGUAUCUUGAACAUCUCACCAUAACGUACGACUUAUGUCUACAAAAUGAUGAGCAAAUGGAACCAGACUGGCCUGAAUUUGAGUGGGAGGAUCACGCCGUUUUAGGCUUGCUGAAAUCAUGGCUAGAGGAUCGAAAAGCGUUCACGCCGAAUCUUCGUGGCAUUUCUCUGGGACUAGCUAGAAACGAGACUUCCGAUGAGGAAUGGGACCCUAUCAUGAGACACCAGCUCACAGAGCUAGGUGCUCAAGCCGGAGUUCCAUUUGACGUAAUCUUCACAGAUGAAAUAUAA